Messenger RNA from Penaeus vannamei (Pacific white shrimp), 1240 nucleotides. Lineage: Eukaryota; Metazoa; Arthropoda; Malacostraca; Decapoda; Penaeidae. The record is from RefSeq and is a predicted model, not a curated record.
AAAAGCAGAAAGAAUGUAAUGAAAGAAAAUAUUUCCUGAUACCGUGUUUUCCCGUCAGUGAACAAGAAAACAAAUCGAAUAAGUGCAAGACAACAUUCAAGCUCGUAAAAAGAAGAAAAAAAGAAAAGAAAACACACACUUGCCUUCCGUUUAUAUAAUUUCCUCCUUGAUUAUAUUUCAGAUAUAAAACCAAAUAAAGUGUUUUAGAAAAUCCAUAAUAAACUCAAACACAGUUAAGAUCCGCCACUGAAACUCACAGAUAAUCCCAAGUGGCGUGAGCUGUGAAAACCCGCUCAACAAAAUCAGGCAAAGUGUGGUGCUGCAAGACGCCUCCGACCAUGAGCGUAGCGAGGGUGCUAAGUCCGCUAAGGUUAGCGCCUCCUGAGAAGAAUGGCAAACCGAGCGGGGGAACGACCACCAUGACGGAGGGCCUGGCCACGCCCCUGCGCUCCGUGCUGACCUGCGGGGGGUGCUGUCAGCGCUUCGACGAUGGCUCCCGCAGACCGAAGUUCCUCUCCUGCUUCCACACGGCCUGCCUCAUCUGCCUCCGGAAGGGAUUCUCCGAUGGCAAGGUGAAAUGCCCGACCUGCACGCGCGUGACAGAGACCAAGAGCGCUGACAGCCUGCCUGACAACACGCAGCUGUGCACCAUCCUGCUCAACAUGUCCUCCCUCAACCUGCACGAGGCCUCCCAAGCGCCCUCGAGGGACACCUGCUCCGCCCACGCCGCCCGCAUCAACUUCUGGUGCGACUCCUGCAGGAUGCCGCUGUGCCGGGACUGUACCGUCUUGGCGCACAGGGACUCCCAGGGGCACAAGGUGCGCGACCACGACCAGGCGGUGGCCGUGCUACGCGCGGAGGUGCGCUCGUCGGUCAGUGAGGCGCGGACCCUCCUGCAGGAGACACGACGCCUGCGCCAUGACCAGCGCAAGUACCUCCUGCGGCAGCUGGACGCGGCGAGGGCCUACGAGAAGCAACUCAAGUCAGAGCUCAAGCAGCUGGAUAAUGACAAGCGGGACGAGACGCGCGGCCUGGAUCGCAUGGAGACGGACAUCGAGCAGGAGACGUCCCUGGUGAGCCUGCACGAGACAGUGAAGCGCGCGGGGUCCAUGGUGACUCGCCUGGCGGACGAUCUGGCCACGGCCAAGGCGGUCCUUGCCGACUCCUUCCUCACCCUCGGCAAGCUCAACCGCUCCCAGGACGACCUCGACGCCAUUGAGCUUAAGUCCUCCACGAGCGG